Messenger RNA from Haliotis rufescens (red abalone), 8578 nucleotides. RefSeq names its product serine/threonine-protein kinase 3-like. The record is from RefSeq and is a predicted model, not a curated record. Gene Ontology annotation, molecular function: protein serine/threonine kinase activity; ATP binding. Bases 112 to 1602 code for a protein of 496 amino acids. The transcript is spliced from 14 exons. Gene Ontology annotation, cellular component: cytoplasm. NCBI's taxonomy places the organism in Eukaryota, Metazoa, Mollusca, Gastropoda, Lepetellida, Haliotidae. Gene Ontology annotation, biological process: intracellular signal transduction; protein phosphorylation; regulation of MAPK cascade.
GCACAUGUUAUUUCCGGACAGAAACGGAAGUGCCAUACUUUUGUUCAAGAUGUCUUGCCGAUCGUGAUAAGAUUGACCAAGUAAUCAAGAUUGUGAUAUGACAUAUCGAAAAUGUCGAAUCAAAGCGAGUUAGUGAAAUUAAGUGAAGAAACACUUGCCCGCCAGCCAGAUGAAGUGUUUGAUCUUAUUUGUAAAAUUGGAAGGGGGUCCUAUGGCAGUGUAUUCAAGUCCCUGCACAAGGAGUCGGGCCAGGUCCUCGCUAUCAAGCAGGUCCCGGUGGACACCGACCUCCAGGAGAUCAUCAAGGAGAUCUCCAUCAUGCAGCAGUGCGACAGCCCCUUCAUUGUCAAGUACUACGGUAGCUACUUCAAGAACACAGACUUAUGGAUCGUCAUGGAGUACUGCGGAGCCGGGUCUGUGUCCGACAUAAUGAGGUUGCGGAACAAAACUCUGAACGAGGAGGAGAUCGCCACGAUCCUGGAGUACACUCUAAAGGGCCUGGAGUACCUGCACUCCCGCAGGAAGAUACAUCGAGAUAUCAAGGCUGGCAACAUCCUGCUCAACACAGAGGGACAUGCUAAACUGGCUGACUUCGGGGUGGCUGGACAACUCACAGAUACAAUGGCCAAGAGGAACACAGUGAUUGGGACACCCUAUUGGAUGGCACCGGAGGUCAUACAGGAGAUAGGUUAUGACUGUGUAGCAGAUAUAUGGAGUUUGGGUAUCACUGCCCUGGAGAUGGCUGAGGGGAAGCCCCCAUAUGGAGAUAUUCACCCAAUGAGGGCGAUCUUCAUGAUACCCACCAAACCUCCCCCAUCGUUCAGGAAUCCAGACAAGUGGACCCCCGAGUUUAUUGACUUUGUCUCAAAGUGUCUCGUGAAAAACCCUGAAACCAGAAUCACAGCAUCAGAACUCUUACAGCAUGAUUUCAUCAAGCAGUCCAAGUCUUGUGAGGUUCUGCAGAAGAUGAUUCAGGAAGCCAAGGAGAUACAGGAUGCUCAUUCCAUGGUGACGCUCAAUGGGGAGGAUUCAGGGGAUGAGGAUGAAACAGAUGGGACGAUGGUGAAGAAGACUGAGGAUGUCGAUGGAACCAUGAAGGCACAGAGGGAAACUGACACACUGGUCCCCGGGAGCAACAGCGGCACGGUGGUCGUCAACAGCGAGGCCAACACGUUACAGUCGGAGCUCGGCACCAUGGUCAUCAACGAAGAUACUGAGGAUGACGAUGGAACAAUGAAGAGACAUGAUACAGCAACUGCGGGGAAGGAAAAGUACCGUCCAGCGUAUCUCGACCAUUUUGAAAGGAAGGAGCAAGAGGAGAGACAGCGCUCCACCCCGCAGCCGACGUCUGCCCCACAACCUCACCUACAACCCGCCCAGCCAAAACAGAUUACCCCACCACACCACUUCCAGAGAUCAUUCAUGGAUGGAGACUUUGAGUUUCUACGGAACCUGGCAUAUGAAGAGCUGGAAGCCCGCCUCGCUGACCUUGACCCUGAGAUGGAGAGAGAAAUUGACGAGCUCCGUGCUCGCUACCAGGCUAAACGACAGCCUAUAUUAGAAGCUAUUGAUGCCAAGAAGAAGAGGCAACAAGUCAUCUAACUCACUGUCAUAUCGAAUAAGUAUCUCUGGGAAAUGUGUGACUGGCAAUGUACAUAGCAAUGGGAACUUUUUGAUCUGAUAAACUGAACUCUUUAUCAUAUCUUUGUUUACAGUGGUUUCUCUAUUUACCUUCGUAGUUGUAGCCCUAACUUUAUCUUUGGAAUCGGAUGUAUUGGUGAAUUGGCAUUUUACUUGUCACAAGUGUACGCGAAAUAGUAACUAUCAUGUUUGUAGAUUGCACUGACUUCACACAUGACGAGCAGUGCUGCCUCUGAAGCCUUCCUUAUUCAGAAACACCAAUACACCAGUGUCAGUUUCUACACAGAUUGAGAUAAGUGUCACCAGACCAUGGUACUUCUUCAAAUCAUGACAGGAAAUUAUUUUUCCCCUUUCCAAGUAGUCCCUUUUACCUCUAUAUUCUCAUCAUGUAGAUUGCGUCUGAUCUUCAUGAUUUCAGCAUUUGGAUACAAACAAGACAAUAUAGCAAUGUCUAUAAGUCCAACCCAGAGUGACCUCCCAGUACUUAUAGUGUCCAGUACUGGGGUCUCAUCCUAUUCACAGCACAUCGGUAUGGACCCAGUGAGUAAGAUCACACUGUAGGAAUUAUUAAAGAGCUCCGAAUCUCAAGGACACUCUUAGUCAUUUUUUUUUAUAUUAUUACUGACUCAUAUUAAUGUUUCGUAUUCAGAAAAAUCUUGUAAUUUCAUACAAUUUGUGAUCGACACAGGUUAAUUUUUUUACUUGCUUUAAGGAUUUUUUUCUAGUAGGCCCCCCAAAAAUUAAAAAUUAAAAAAGCAAAAAUUCAGAUUAGUUUUUAAUUUUUCUCAUUCACAACAAGUAGGUUGGUAUUAAAAAAAAGAGCUUCUUACACGAAAAAUCUUGUUUAUUCGUUUGUUUAUUAAACAUUGAUGCAAAUUUAAUAAAAGUGGGUCUUUGUUAUAUAAAUUUUUUUUUUUUGUCCAUUUCGACCAAAUUUAGUUUGUGGCACCGUUAAGCAAGUGAAAAAAAGUGUUGCCUAACAUUUAUCUGGGGGUGACAUGAUAAAGCAAAAGCAAUGUCAUGAUACAAUACAGAAUGCGAUAUGCAUAUUCACAUCCAGUCGCGUGGGAAACUAAAUAUUUCCAAGCAGGUUUAUGAAUUGUCAUGCAUCUAACAGUUUGAAGUUAGUGAGUAAAUAAGAAAAUAUGCAAUGUUUUGAUGUAGAUUAAAGAAAAGAAGCAAAAUAAAUUAUUUUAGCAGGUGUAUCGUCAUGUAUUGAAUAAGAAAAAGUGUAUCACGUAUUGUUUCGUGGCAUGGAAACUCUGCACUGAUGUAUCGUUUCACCCCUACUUAUAUCAUUCUAUCUUGCUUCAUUAAUAUCUACAAGAUCUAUGUACAUAUUUACAUGCCACUUACGCUCUGUAAGUGUAUGUUAACUGAUUGGAUCAGAAAGUUCCCGCUUGAUCUGAAGUGUAUGUGUGGUAUCCUACACAGAGAUAAAUCAUGGUCCUUAUUUUCAGAACAAAAUUGUAUGUAUUUAUUAUGAAAGGACAGCUGUCUGUCAGACAGGCUGUACCAGGUGUGUCAUUGUUAUUGACCCUUGUACCCUCUCCGUAUCGUGUAUCAAUUGAUGUAUCACCCACUCCUGUAACUUGUUGGGCUGGAGCGAUACACCCCAGUCACAAUCUUAUUUCAAUUAUGGUACAUAGUUCAUGAUAUGAAUCAUGCCAUGAUAGCAGUUAUGGUACUUUGUUCCUCAAUCGAGUCGUGGUACAUGUUGUAUCUCUAUUUACUUCAUGAUUUGAUACAAGUGAUACAUUUUGUGCCAUGGUACCUUUUUGGAUGAUAUUCUACUCAAAAGAAGGUAAGGAACACCCAAUUUUCUUUAACCUUUUUUUCAGUAGUAUAUAAUGCAAGUCACAAUGAAAAAACUCAUACUUUUUAGAAAUUGUGAUAUCAGUACAUGCUCAGAUUUAAUAAAUGUUAUAUAUAAUAAAUAUUGUUGUUUGAGGGUAAAAUGUUGAUCAAUACCAGAGAACAUCGGACGUGUAGAUAUUUAAAAACUUCUUUGAAGCAUGCACAUCAAUUCAGAAUGAACAUGGUGAAGUAUGGUGUCGUUGAUAUCACAGGGCCUUAUUUCAGCUGCAGUAGCCUGGUGGUGUCACUCACUGGCAGCGUCUGACUGCUCUAGUCGGACUCGCCUCUCGGACACACCCAUUGAUGAUACCAUUGGCAAUGUGCAAUCUGCAGUCAUAGGUUGAACCAUGUUUGAUGGAUAAGAAUGAUAUUUUGAGCCUUUUAACACAUCUUGGCAGGUUCCCAAGAACCAAAAGAAUGAAAUGGUCAUUUCAGUUAACAGUGUUGUUAUAUUUCCAAACAAGUGUAAAUAUGUAAGGUGCUACACAAAGACUUCUCUACUUGAUAAUCAUGUGAUCCCAAAGAACAGCAUGACUGGACUUGAAGUGAAGUCUGUAUAACCACAUCUAACUAUCCUUUUUAAUCAUUUCAUUUUGUCAGAAUGUACCAUUUACACUACAAAAUGGUUAUUACAGCUGGUUUUGUCAUAUGCAUUGUCUUGAAGUUGUCAGAAGCUGGCUUCGGCAUGGCUUAUGUUAUCUACAGUCUGGCUCCACAGUGAGGUGCCUGUGUCCACGGUCUGGCUCCACAGUGAGGUGCCUGUGUCCACGGUCUGGCUCCACAGUGAGGUGCCUGUGUCCACGGUCUGGCUCCAGAGUGAGGUGCCUGUGUCCACGGUCUGGCUCCACAGUGAGGUGCCUGUGUCCACGGUCUGGCUCCAGAGUGAGGUGCCUGUGUCCACGGUCUGGCUCCACAGUGAGGUGCCUGUGUCCACGGUCUGGCUCCACAGUGAGGUGCCUGUGUCCACGGUCUGGCUCCACAGUGAGGUGCCUGUGUCCACGGUCUGGCUCCACAGUGAGGUGCCUGUGUCCACGGUCUGGCUCCACAGUGAGGUGCCUGUGUCCACGGUCUGGCUCCACAGUGAGGUGCCUGUGUCCAUGGUCUGGCUCCACAGUGAGGUGCCUGUGUCCACGGUCUGGCUCCACAGUGAGGUGCCUGUGUCCACGGUCUGGCUCCACAGUGAGGUGCCUGUGUCCAUGGUCUGGCUCCACAGUGAGGUGCCUGUGUCCACGGUCUGGCUCCACAGUGAGGUGCCUGUGUCCACGGUCUGGCUCCACAGUGAGGUGCCUGUGUCCACGGUCUGGCUCCACAGUGAGGUGCCUGUGUCCACGGUCUGGCUCCACAGUGAGGUGCCUGUGUCCACGGUCUGGCUCCACAGUCUGGCGGCACGUCACAGAGACAUGUAUAAUUUACACUACAGCUUAGUCUGUUACAACAUAUGUUAAACAGUUAGAGGUAACAUUCACUGUGGAGUGUCAUGGAGUCUGCUGUAAUUCUGUGUUUUGUGAGUUUUAAGCAAUGUUCAAGUUUGUUAGAUUUAUGCCGUUGUUCAUUUAUCCAGUGUUUCUGCACAGUUUUCACACGUAACACUCCAUCGUAUAGCUAGGAGUCAUUUCUCAUUUACAGCUACAAAUCGGUACAGCAUUAGCAAUGUUUGAAGUUUGCCUUUUGACGUGGGACAUCUUGUGAGACAUUUGAUCAGAUGUGUUGAUGGUGAGAUUAUUUAGACUUGAGGUGUAACAAUGCAGCAAUCCUGGGAUACAAUCAUUUUGUUACCUUGAACAAAGGAUAUAUUUGUGAUGGUCCUGAGGAACUGGAGUUCUUAUAUGGGUUUCACUGUAUAGUGUGUCAUAAUGACAUUGUGGUACGUAGUGUAUCAAAGAGACAUUGUGGUACAUAGUGUAUCAUUUGGGUACAAAGAGUAUCAUUGUGACAUUGUGGUACCUGUGUAUCAUUCUAUGUAUGGUGUAUCACAGUGGCAUCUUGAUACAGGAAAUUGUGACAUUGUGGUACCUGCGUAUCAUUCUAUGUUUGGUGUAUCACAGUGGCAUCUUGAUACAGGAAAUUGUGAACAUUGCUGGAAUAUAUAGGACAAACUUACCUCAUUUCAGGGUUUGUUUCUCCACUUAUUCCAUGCAUUUUUAUGAUUUUCUACAGACUGCAUUGACUGAGUAAGAUAAGAAAACCCAAGGAACAGUUUCUCGUGAAGAAUUGAUAAAGUAAUUGCUAGUCAAUUUUGUUCUGAGGUAGUUCAGUUUAUACAGAGCUGUAGUCCUUGACACUAAAAAUAGAAUCCUAAAAUAUCAUGAUGAUUAAUGAAAGAAUAUACUUGCCUGUGUGCUAAUACUUAUAAAGUUAAAACAAACCAUUCCGUCGAAAACAUCAUCAUUGCGUUUUGGACACGUGGUUACAAUCCGGGUAACUCUGGCAGUCAGGUUUACUUUAUUUAGGCUAUAUUUAGCAGCAUGUUCAGCAUAAGCGCAUUACCAGCAGAAACUGAAAUAAAAAAUGUGCAGAUAUGGUAUUUAAAGCACGAUGGACCAAGUUCACUGCUAAAUAUAACUGCUCACAGUCACCUAACUGCCGAUUCUUGCCUGGACUGUAGCCACGUGGUCAAAGCGCAUUGAUGAUGUUUAUCGCAUGCAAAAUGGAUAUUUCUUGAAAACUUUGCACUUGGCAAUUUUUGUCACUACUGUAAGUAAUAUUCCUUAUCUUUGGAAGGGCUUGUUUCGCUUUAUGAGUAUUGGCACACAUGCAGCGAUCUUCUUCAAUUCAUUUCGUGAUUCUAUUUCAGGCUCAAGGACUAUAGUUCACCCUCCUCCAAGUUAGCUCAGUUUAUUUAGAGCUAGAUUUAUUUCUUUAUGACUUCCAGCCCAUAUGAUUCAGGUACCAUUCAUACAUGAUUGCACUGCAGCCUUGUGUGUAUUGUAUCCUGUAUUGUUCCACCCCUGGUCCAGACUGUUAGGAAAGGGCAACAGCUCUUGAUCCACCCCUGGCCUUAAACUUCAAAAGCAAUCAGUAAGACAGUGCUGUUGAUCUACCCCAGGUCUAGACUGUUGGGAAGCAGUCAGGUGACAGUGCUGCUCAUCCAUCCCUGGUCUAGACUGACAGGAAGUAGUCAGGUGACAGUGGUGAAGAUCCACCCCAGGUCUAGACUGACAGGAAGUAGUCAGGUGACAGUGGUGAAGGCCCACCCCAGGUCUAGACUGACAGGAAGUAGUCAGGUGACAGUGGUGAAGGCCCACCCCAGGUCUAGACUGACAGGAAGUAGUCAGGUGACAGUGGUGAAGGCCCACCCCAGGUCUAGACUGACAGGAAGUAGUCAGGUGACAGUGGUGAAGGCCCACCCCAGGUCUAGACUGACAGGAAGUAGUCAGGUGACACUGGUGAAGAUCCACCCCAGGUCUAGACUGACAGGAAGUAGUCAGGUGACAGUGGUGAAGGCCCACCCCAGGUCUAGACUGACAGGAAGUAGUCAGGUGACAGUGGUGAAGGCCCACCCCAGGUCUAGACUGACAGGAAGUAGUCAGGUGACAGUGGUGAAGGCCCACCCCAGGUCUAGACUGACAGGAAGUAGUCAGGUGACAGUGGUGAAGGCCCACCCCAGGUCUAGACUGACAGGAAGUAGUCAGGUGACAGUGGUGAAGGCCCACCCCAGGUCUAGACUGACAGGAAGUAGUCAGGUGACAGUGGUGAAGGCCCACCCCAGGUCUAGACUGACAGGAAGUAGUCAGGUGACACUGGUGAAGAUCCACCCCAGGUCUAGACUGUUGGGAAGUAGUCAGGUGACAGUACUGCUCAUCCAUCCCUGGUCUAGACUGAGAGGAAGUAGUCAGGUGACAGUGGUGAAGAUCCACCCCAGGUCUAGACUGACAGGAAGUAGUCAGGUGACAGUGGUGAAGAUCCACCCCAGGUCUAGACUGACAGGAAGAAGUCAGGUGACAGUGGUGAAGAUCCACCCCAGGUCUAGACUGACAGGAAGUAGUCAGGUGACAGUGGUGAAGGCCCACCCCAGGUCUAGACUGACUGGAAGUAGUUAGGUGACAGUGGUGAAGAUCCACCCAAGGUCUAGACUGACAGGAAGUAGUCAGGUGACAGUGGUGAAGGCCCACCCCAGGUCUAGACUGUUGGGAAGUAGUCAGGUGACAGUGGUGAAGAUCCACCCCAGGUCUAGACUGAGAGGAAGUAGUCAGGUGACAGUGGUGAAAAUCCACCCCAGGUCUAGACUGACAGGAAGUAGUCAGGUGACACUGGUGAAGAUCCACCCCAGGUCUAGACUGACAGGAAGUAAGCAGGUGACAGUGGUGAAGCGCCACCCCAGGUCUAGACUGACAGGAAGUAGUCAGGUGACAGUGGUGAAGAUCCACCCCAGGUCUAGACUGUUGGGAAGUAGUCAGGUGACACUGGUGAAGGCCCACCCCAGGUCUAGACUGACAGGAAGUAGUCAGGUGACAGUGGUGAAGGCCCACCACAGGUCUAGACUGACAGGAAGUAGUCAGGUGACAGUGGUGAAGAUCCACCCCAGGUCUAGACUGACAGGAAGUAGUCAGGUGACAGUGGUGAAGGCCCACCCCAGGUCUAGACUGACAGGAAGUAGUCAGGUGACAGUGCUGCUCAUCCAUCCCUGGUCUCUACUGACAGGAACCAGUCAGGGCCAUUGAUCCCAAGAAGGAAAGUACAUGGCAUGUUUGACCUCGGCUGUUUGAUGUGUUGUUCUCGAGUUAAUGAUUACCCAGUCACAACUGAGACAUUGUCUCACACAACACAAGACAUGGCCUGGAAAUGGGCUCCAGAUCAUGGAGUUUAGUCCUCACAUAACCCUUCGAUUGAGCAGUGUUUGACAGGAAGGUAGCUACAGUGACCUCUCACCUAUACAACACAUUGUUCAUCACAUUAUACUGUUGUGUGUCAUGCUAACACUUUGUGUUGACUAACACUUGUUGAUGGAACAGUUCCGCUUGUUGAGAGGUACAGGGUCUUAUUGUAUAGAAAUCAGUGUAGAUACAUAUGAAUUGUAACAACAUAUGAGGGAAUGUUGAACUGUAUUAACAUGUAUAUUGAAAUAAAAACUGAAAAUUGA